Thalassophryne amazonica is the source of this 1707-nucleotide messenger RNA. Its product is annotated as alpha-2A adrenergic receptor-like. Gene Ontology annotation, biological process: adenylate cyclase-activating adrenergic receptor signaling pathway. Gene Ontology annotation, cellular component: membrane. The transcript has 3 exons. Gene Ontology annotation, molecular function: adrenergic receptor activity. The record is from RefSeq and is a predicted model, not a curated record. NCBI's taxonomy places the organism in Eukaryota, Metazoa, Chordata, Actinopteri, Batrachoidiformes, Batrachoididae. Bases 423 to 1595 code for a protein of 390 amino acids.
CCUCCUCUACCGGCUUGAGGUUCUGCAGAGGGAUCACUUCGGCGUUGCCCCAGCCAGUGAAGGUAAUGGCUGCUGUGCCGUUCUCUCUGUCUAUCUCCUCAAUCUCAGCUUCAUACAACCUGCCAAAAAGUCACGUCUGUAAGCAGUAGCAGAUGAACUCCACCCCUUCUCUCUAUCUGAAGUGGAGGCAGCAUCACAGAUUGUCAGCGUCAGAUAAAGCUCAUAUAACUGUCCACUGCAGCCUGGACUGAUCAAAAGAUCGGACAGAGCCGGAUCUGCUGGCAACUCCAAGGAUAUUAACUCUGUGGUAAGUUUUCUAAAGGAGCAUUUUUAUUCAAACAGACAGAAGAGGACAGGAUUCUGAGCAGGACAGACGGAUUCUGUGACUAGGGACCGCCGUUGUUCCGGCAGAAUCAUCCCUGAUGGAUUGUCUGAACCUCACCAGCAGAAAUGACACUUCACACCCGUACACCAUGCAGAGCUCCGUGCUCCUAACAAUUAUGGUGGCUCUCCUCAUCCUGCUCAUCAUGUUCGGGAACAUUCUGGUGGUAAUGGCCGUGGCCACCAGCCGAGCCCUGAGGGCGCCUCAGAACCUGUUCUUAGUCUCCCUGGCAUGCGCUGACAUCCUGGUGGCCACUUUAGUGGUGCCUUUUUCUUUGGCGAAUGAACUGAUGGCUUCCUGGUACUUCGGUAAAGUGUGGUGUGAGAUCUACCUGGCUUUGGAUGUGCUCUUUUGCACCUCUUCUAUCGUGCACCUGUGUGCCAUAAGCUUGGACAGAUACUGGUCUGUCAGUCAAGCUGUCGAAUACACCCUGAGAAGAACACCGCGUAGGAUUAAAUGCACAAUCUUUGGAGUCUGGGUCUUGGCUGUUGCCAUUUCGUUCCCUGCGCUGAUCACGAUGGAGAAGGAAGGGGCUCAGAACGACAGUCCAAACUGCAAAAUUAACAAGGACAAAUCGUACAUUAUCUUCUCCUGCGUUGCCUCUUUCUUUGCCCCUUGCGCCAUCAUGAUCACGGUGUAUGUUAGAAUCUAUCAGAUCGCCAAGAAACAAGCCAGAGCCCCACCAGGCAAACUGCAAAGAGAAAACGACAACUCAGAAGGUAAAAAGUGCGAUUUGGACACCCUGGAGAGACCAAACCCAGUGGAAGGGGAAGACGGCGGAGAAGUCAACGAGGCAGACGUGGAGGAAGAAUGCUCCUCUUCUGAUGGGAAUGAAACCAUGCUGUGCUCCUUGAAGAAGAAGUCCGCCAGAGCCAGCAAAGCAACUCAAGAGAAAGAAGGAGGAACAUCUCCAAAACCCCGGGCGACGCACGCAAGCAGGUGGAAAGGAAGGCAGCACAGAGAAAAGCGGUUUACGUUUGUUCUGGCUGUGGUCAUGGGAGUGUUUGUUCUCUGUUGGUUCCCCUUUUUCUUCACCUACUCUCUCACCGCGGUGUGCGACGCCUGCUGUGUCCCACAGACGCUGUUCAAAAUGUUCUUCUGGUUUGGUUACUGCAACAGUUCGCUGAAUCCUGUCAUAUACACAGUUUUCAACAGCGACUUCAGGAGGUCUUUUAAAAAGAUCCUUUGUAAACGGGAAAGAAGAGGUUUAUAAUGUGUUUCUUUCAGCACAGUGUUUUCAGCCUCCUCUCUGUGUGUAUAUGACAUUAAAUUCAAGAUAACGCCUGAAUAUUUAAAAUAUAUAAGCAUUUGCUUCUAUGUUACAU